GCUCCGAGGCAGUGUGGCACUAGCGAGAGCGCCUGCACGCCGGUGCUGAGCAUCAUGAGCACAACGCUUGCCUCGUCGCUGUCAUCCUCACUUUCGUUCAAUCUCAACAUAUCGUCCCGCAUCUCAGAUGGCAUACAAGGUCGCAAUGAUCGUCAAUGACACCGCCCUUCGACGUCAAGCCCCGCAGGCUUCAAGUUCCCUACGGCUACGGCGUCAGCACAGCCAUCUACAACCGUCUCGCCAACGGUUUGUCCAACCUGCUCGCCAUCGUAGUCCUGGCCAAAGAGGCAAGCUGCAGAUCGCGUCUUCCACUCGGCUUCUUUGUCCACUCUCAAAACUCGUAACUCGUCACCCCAAGAAGAGCAUGCCACGGCUCAGCAAUUCACCCAGCUCACGCCUUCGAUCGCAAGCAAAGAGACUUGCCAGGACGCAGGCUCUUCGUCCCGCCAACGAAUCUGCUGAGCGAGCCGUCACCGACGCGGGCACCGUCAUGGCCUCGAGCACAAGCACGCGCGCUCAGCAAGGCAACGCUGGGCAGACGAGCAAGGCGCAGACGAUGCGACGACGGCUUCUCUCCGCGUGCCUCUCAACAGAGUCAUGUCCAUCAAGCACGAGCGCGAGGAGUCGCCAGCGCUGCCCGACCUCGACACGGAGGUCAUUGACCUCAAGGGCUUUGGAAGUGAGCGCUCGUCAAGCUGAUUCUCUGGCCGAGCGAGAAGCUGAUCGUCUCUUCUUCUCUGCCCGCCAUUGCCGUCGCCCGCAGAAACGCCGGACUACUACGUCCUCGAGCCCACUUCUGCAGCAGCCUCCCUGCCUACCACGGACGACGGCGUGCGAGCUCGCCUUGACCUAUGUAGACAGGCAGCAAUCUCGACCGCCAGCAGUCCUCCUUAUGGGCUGAACACGCAGAUAAAAGAGCUGCUCGAGUCGAACG
Molecule: messenger RNA, 934 nt
Organism: Jaminaea rosea
Lineage: Eukaryota; Fungi; Basidiomycota; Exobasidiomycetes; Microstromatales
Exons: 2
Coding region: 128-901 (257 amino acids)
Source: RefSeq, a predicted model, not a curated record